AUGAGCACCCCGAACAGGAAACUCUACCUGCAGUACCAGGAGCAGCCGUACCAGAACAUCCACUCAAUCCAACCUUUUGAGGUCAUUAAUAUUCUCCAUUACAUAUUGUAUACUUUUUAUUAUUCAUUUUUUUUAGACACACGUGAAUCAGAAUCUGCUCCUGCUGAAACGGCUACUCCAGCUCCCGUAGAGAAGAGUCCAGACAAAUUCCCAGCUGCAGCACCAGGGAACAGCCUCGAUGGUAAAGGUGAUUCCAGGGGCAACAACGAGGGUGCUAGUUCUCCUCCUGUAACAACCAAAGAACAAACAACACAAUGCGUUACUAGGGAAACCCAAACAACACAACCCGCAGUAACGGAAACUGGGACAUCUGGACAGAGUAGUAACAUUGCUGUAGAUCUAAAGAUAGAUCUAACUGUGGAUACAGUUGCCCCAACCACUCCUAUUGUAUUUGCUACAUGGUUUGUGACAGUAUUUAUCUACAUUGCCUUUCUCUUAUAUAAGUACACUUCAUUAUUCCAUGAAAAGAAGAAACAGUCCCCUAAAAGUAAAAGAAGAAAGAGAAGAUCUACCAUCGAACGUGAAUUGAACACACCAUUAGCGUGGAGUGAUUCAGCAACAGAAUAUUGCACAGAAUGCGGCUCCUAA
Molecule: messenger RNA, 648 nt
Organism: Plasmodium coatneyi
Lineage: Eukaryota; Apicomplexa; Aconoidasida; Haemosporida; Plasmodiidae
Product: KIR-like protein
Exons: 3
Coding region: 1-648 (215 amino acids)
Source: RefSeq, a predicted model, not a curated record